This is a messenger RNA of Solenopsis invicta (red fire ant), 2701 nucleotides long. Its product is annotated as esterase E4. Lineage: Eukaryota; Metazoa; Arthropoda; Insecta; Hymenoptera; Formicidae. The record is from RefSeq and is a predicted model, not a curated record. Bases 153 to 1748 code for a protein of 531 amino acids. The transcript is spliced from 9 exons.
AUAUACGUGUAGUCGGUUAUAUAAAGACGCUAUAUUUUUACAAACUUCAGUCUUUCUUAGAGAACCGAGAAGAGCAGAUUAUUCUUUAGUCUCUUGUGAAAAACAGUUAUUCGAGAGAAAACAGUAUCACAAAACUACUUCGCACAUCUAUCAUGAGCGAAAUAAAGGUACAAGUCACUGAAGGAAAAUUGACCGGUGUCGUUGAGGAUGGCCACAAUGUCCGUUACUGUGCUUUUCGUGGAAUACCAUAUGCCAAGCCUCCGGUUGGCGAACUCAGAUUUAAGGAUCCGGUUCCAGCGGAACCAUGGUCCGGUGAUAGAGACGCCUCGAAGCACGGAAACAUCGCCGUUCAAAUAAAUAUGUUCACACGCGAAAUUGAAGGCGACGAAGAUUGUCUUUACUUAAAUGUGUAUACCACGAAAAUUGAUUCGGAAAAGCGUCCAGUAAUGGUGUGGGUGCACGGUGGUGGUUUUUUCCUAGGUUCCGGCAAUGCAGACUUUUAUGGUCCCGAUUUUAUCGUGAAGAAAGAUGUAGUACUGGUUACUAUAAAUUAUAGAUUAGACGCUCUAGGUUUUUUAAAUCUCAACGAUAAAGUGGCAACGGGUAAUCAAGGUUUGAAGGAUGUGGUCUUAGCGUUAAAAUGGGUUAAAAAGAAUAUAUCGAAUUUUGGUGGAAAUUCAGAAAAUGUUACUAUCUUCGGCGAAAGUGCUGGAGGAGGCAUUGUACAUCUUCUAGCUCUGUCUCCAUAUGCUAAAGGUUUAUUCCACAAAGUUAUCGCACAAAGCGGCGUCGCCACGAAUACUUGGGCCAUAACUGAAUGGACGGACAAAACGAUGAACCCAGGUUUUCAACUUGCCGAGAAACUUGGAAAGACAACAUCAGAUCCAAAGAUUGCGUAUGAGUUUUUAAAAACAAGGGAUGCAAAAGAAGUCAUACAAGGUUCAAGAAUGUUAUUUGACACACGAGCGGAAAGAUUAAGUUUUAAACUGUGCUUCGCACCCAGUUUGGAUUUCGAAUCAUCAGAUCCAUUUUUCCCUGAACAUCCAAAGGAAUAUAUAAGCCGCGGGAUUCAUAUACCCUUCCUUUUAGGAUUUACUCGUAACGAAGGGCUGUUUUUCGUAGAUAGCCUCUUCUUCGGAGGAGGCGUAAGCAAAGAACAUCUAGAAGAAGUAAAUGCUGAUUUUAAAAAAGCAAUAUUACCAGAAAUAUUAUCCACAUUUCCUGAAAUAGGAAUCACUGCUGAGGAAUUGAAAUUGUUAUAUUUUGAAAAAAAUAAAGUGUCAAAGGAAACUCUAAUAAAUUAUGCGAACUUCUUAGGAGACGAAUUUUUCGUGCGCGGUGUGAUGGAUCUACUUCAAAUACAAAAAUCUACUGGUGGUUACAAAUCGACGUAUCUUUAUCAGUUUGAUUAUGAGAACGAUAAUAAUUUGUCGAGGAGAGCAUUGCAGAUUAAACUUCCAGGAGUAUCUCAUACUGAGGAGUUAGCUUAUCUGUUUUACCCAGAAAUUAUAAAAAUGUUUAAUUUAUCGCUACCCGAAUCUGAUUCGGAAUAUUACAAAAUGAUAAAUCAUUUAACGCAAAUGUGGACUGAUUUCGCUACAACAGGGAAACCAACGUCUACAAAUUUAUGGUUACCAUUAACCGGCCCGCAAAACGAAGACUACAAUUAUCUAAACAUUGAUAAAAAUUCAGAAAUGAAAGUAUUUCGUAAAGGACAGGAACGCUGGGAUUGGGAAAAUAAAAAGUAAUAUAUUCUAUCUGUACCAAUAUCUUGUCCGUUAAAAAUAACAAAAUAUAGAGGACAAGGUAUAGGUAUAUAGGUAUAAUCUUAUUAUAUAUUAUAAGUAGGUGUUAAAAAAAUUAUCGUGUUUUAUAGACCUAAUCUUUGCAAAGUACAUUAAAAUUAUGUUCUUUAUAAAGUUAAUAUAAAUAGUAACAAAGAUAUCAAAACAUUUUUAAUACUUUUUGAAUUACAAAUUUAUUGAAAACUAAAUUUACAUUCCGAAUUAAACUAGAGAAAUUAAAUUUUGAAUUCUGGACAAAUUAUUCAUAAGUUCACUAAAGUUCUUUUUAUUUUUAUGUUUGCGGUUAUUUUAAAGUUUAUUAAUAGCUAUGAAAUCAUACUUUUUGAUCAAGAAGUAGAUAUAUAGGUAUAAUCUUAUAUAUAUUAUGUAUCAUAUAUUACGGACAAAACGAUGAACCCGGGUUUUCAACUUGCCGAGAAACUUGGAAAGACUUGUGCGUUAUCGCACAAAGCGGCGUCGCCACGAAUCCUUGGGCCAUAACUGAAUGGACGGACAUAUGUAUACAUAUGUAUAUAUAAAACCCAAAAUUGAUACUCACUGCUCGUGUGGCAAAUAACAUUGUUGAACAUUGUAUGACUUUUUUUGCAUCCUUGGUUUUUAAAAACUCAUAUGCAACCUUUGGAUCUAAUGUUGUCUUUCCAAGUUUCUCGGCAAGUUGAAAACCCGGGUUCAUCGUUUUGUCCGUAAUAUCAUAUUACGGACAAAACGAUGAAAUAAAUUUUCCAGCGAUUAUUAUUAAAAAAUUACUGACAUCAAAGUGGUCAAGGAAUUAAUAAUUUCAAAACAAGCGAUAAAUUUUAUAAUUUUGCUCCUAUAUAGUUGAAAAACCCGGGUUCAUUGUUUUGUCCGUAAAUGGUUUUCAACUUGCCGAGAAACUUGGAAAGACAACAUCAGAU